Durio zibethinus is the source of this 836-nucleotide messenger RNA. RefSeq names its product H/ACA ribonucleoprotein complex subunit 2-like protein. Gene Ontology annotation, molecular function: RNA binding. The record is from RefSeq and is a predicted model, not a curated record. NCBI's taxonomy places the organism in Eukaryota, Viridiplantae, Streptophyta, Magnoliopsida, Malvales, Malvaceae. Gene Ontology annotation, cellular component: nucleolus.
UGCUGAACAUUCAGAAACCCUAAUUUCCGCCAUCUGAAAUCUGUCACACGUUAUUCUAGACAUUCUCUUUCUGUUUAAAUUUCCCUGGUUUGCCAUUGUUAGAGAAAAAGAAAAAGAGAAGGCAAUGGGAAGCGAUAGCGAAGCAGAGAAGGCGCAGCAGAAGGAGAAGGAGAGGAAGAAGAUGUUAGCUAUUGCUCCCAUAGCAAAGCCCCUCGCUGGCAAAAAGCUCUGUAAGAAAACCCUCAAGCUCGUCCGCCGAGCUGCUGAGCACAAGUGUUUGAAGAGAGGAGUAAAGGAAGUGGUUAAAAGUAUUCGUCGUGGUCAAAAAGGAUUAUGUGUUAUAGCUGGAAACAUAUCUCCUAUUGAUGUCAUAACUCAUGUUCCAAUCCUAUGUGAAGAGGCUGACAUUCCCUAUGUUUAUGUUCCCUCAAAAGAAGAUCUUGCAACUGCAGGAGCUACCAAGAGACCGACAUGCUGUGUUCUGGUGCUAACCAAGCCCACCAAAGGGGAACUAAGCCCCGAGGAACAAGAAAAAAUAAAGGCGGAUUACAGCCUGAUAGUAGCGGAUGUAUCUGAGCUUACAUCCUCCCUAUUUUAAUUAACAAAAAAUUUUUGUUGUGCUUUGAUGUGGACAUUCUAUUUUCUGCAUCUCAGGGGAUGUGCUUUACUUAAGUUAAUACUUAUUGUAGUACACUAGCAUCUGGCCAUCUGCUUGCUUUCAGUUUUCACUAGGGAGUCUCUGAGAUGUUAAUCUUUAUUCAGUUAUGUGUAUCAAGGGAUGAAUUUUCUUACACUUUUAGGUACUUUUACCAUUGAAAAAUAUUGGUUUGUUUUGA